Doryrhamphus excisus (bluestripe pipefish) is the source of this 1023-nucleotide messenger RNA. RefSeq lists its product as uncharacterized. Lineage: Eukaryota; Metazoa; Chordata; Actinopteri; Syngnathiformes; Syngnathidae. The record is from RefSeq and is a predicted model, not a curated record.
GACACGCCGUGAGAAUAAAGGCACUGAAUUGAAGCAUGAAUCUUUUAUGUUUGCUUUAGUUGUUAUUUGUGUGCUGUGUAUGAGAAACAAUUAAAGUCAACCAUCGUUCUACGGUCUGCUGGGGCGCCAUGAAGCAAACAAUGCAAACAUUUAUUUGAGUCCCCUACGAGCGCCAGUCUUUGACAAGCAUUAUUUGAUAAGUUUUACAGACAUUACUUUGUGAGUCAAUGCUGACAGGACUGAACCGCUAAGGCGUUUCCAAGACAACGGGAAGCCAACAAAGUCAUCAGAACGAAGUCAUUGCUCUCUGGCCAAAAUGAGCUCCAAAAAUCCUAAAGAUGUUACGAGUAACGACCUUCAAACGACCAAGUCUGGUACAAAAAAAGCAUACCAAGGAAUUAAAGGCCAGAUAUCCCAAAUCCCAGGACUUUCCCCAGUCGUCGGCGCUGUUGGUCCGGAGAAGAGCAUUGGGAAAAGAGUUGGAGUCCUUGACAGCGAUUCGGAAUACACCAGAUUGGCUAAACAAGGAGGCCGCAAAGGACUUCUGUACUUUGAUGACACCACUAAGAACAAGUCAUUAUCUGCAGACAUGCUGCUGGAUACUCCAAUAGACGCCCGUGGCAACCUCAGUGUCAUUUGCACCAAAGAAAGGAAAAACCCGGAAUCUUCUUCACAAAGGCCCCAACCUCCUUUUUGGACAGACAACAUGUCAGCAUGGGAGCGAGAUGAUGGCAGCAAAGACAAGAAAAAGAAGGUUCCUGACAAACAAUUGGUCCAAUGGCAGACAUCUGGUCUAAAUAAGGACGCCGUCAAAUACAGGAGGACAAAUUCCACCAUGAAAACCUCCCCAGUCAACAUGUCAAAGCUGUUGAGUUUUGGUUACGCAGAGGACGACAAACCAUCAACUCACGAUAUUGAGUCAAGUGAAAGUGUGGAAUUGUCUGGGUCACUGUGAAUUAUUUAUUUAAUAUGCUAUAUCAAAACCAGUAAUAAAAAAAACAAACUCUGUUAUGUUCAGGAUAA